This is a messenger RNA of Ilex paraguariensis (yerba mate), 186 nucleotides long. NCBI's taxonomy places the organism in Eukaryota, Viridiplantae, Streptophyta, Magnoliopsida, Aquifoliales, Aquifoliaceae. The record is from the annotation of a GenBank genome assembly.
AUGAGGUUCAAAACAGAUAUUCUCGAGGUGGUGGCACAUGUAACAGUGGCAAUCAUAAAGGUUUUAGCAUUGGACAAGAUAGGUAGGGACAGUGUUUUGAAAAGCUCGCCUAGGCGCUCGCCUAGGCGAGAAGCGAGGCGAGGCGAGCUUAUCUCGCCCGGAGGACCCCAGGCGAAGCGAACGUGA